AUGACCACAACUGCUGUCUCAAAUAUUGAAGUUUAUGAGGGGCCUCAAGAAAAAAAGGGGCCAGCAAUGAAGAACAGGGCUGUGUGGGACCUAACGAGAGUGGGCAAGGACCUCCAGGACAUCCAGCACUUAACCCAACGGUGCCAGCUGAAAGUCCGGUCUUCUAAGCGUCUGUUCAUCUUCAUCUCUCUGCUCAUGCAUGCUCAUUACGGCUCCACCAUGUUGAACUGCUCUAACCCUGAUACACCUUCAAUGCUGGAGGCACUUAAGCCAGUCUUCAACCUGAAAGCUAUUCGACCUGUGGUGAACAUAACAACAGUCACGAACAUCGGCCUUUUCUUAACUGUGUUUGGCAUUAUGGGAGUGGAUGAGAAAGACCAGCUCCUCACAACAUUUCUCUGGCAAGAUGUUGAAUGGGAAAAUGAAUUUACCAAAUGGGACCCAGAAGAGUGUGGAACUAGUCGGAUUUCUGUUCCAAGGACAAAUAUCUGGGUACCAGACAUUAUAAUCAAUGAAAUCAUGGAUGAAAACACAGCUCCAAAGGUGCCAUAUACCUACCUGCUUUCUGAUGGUACUGUGAGGGAUUCACAGCCGAUCAAAGCUGUCACCUCGUGCAGGCUUGACAUCUACUUGUUUCCAUUUGACAUUCAAAACUGCACUUUAACCUUCAACUCAUUUACACUCAAGAGUAAGGCUGUGCAGCUUUACCUGACAGGGACUCCAGAGAGUAUGUUUGAAUACUCUAAAUCAAUGAUGGCAACUAUGGGUGAAUGGGAAUUAAUUGGAAUUGCAGCAAAGAAAUACACAAUACCAUCUACAGCAUCAGACUUUUAUGAUAUAAUUCACUUCUAUAUCUCAUUGCGGCGCCAGCCAAUGAUAUACGUAGUGAACCUCCUGCUCCCCAGCUGCUUCCUCAUCACUGUGGACCUCUUCAGCUUCAUCUUACCUCCCAAUGAUGCUGACCGGUCUUUGUUCAAGAUGACACUAAUCCUGGGCUACACCGUCUUCCUGCUCAUAAUGAAUGACCUGCUACCCAUCACUGAAAAUGACUUACCCCUCAUAAAUGUUUUCCUGUCUUUGUGCCUGGCUAUGAUGGUGGCCAGUCUACUGGAAACUAUCGUCAUCACAAAAUUCCUGCACAGUUCCUCUCACUAUUCUCGAGCUCCUCGUUGGAUCAGAGUGCUUGUUCUUAAAAUCCUGGGUCGACUAGUAUGCCUUCCUCAAAAGCCCAGAGAUCAAAACGACACAGUGAUCCAAAAUCCAGUCACACAAGUGACAGAGGAAUCCAAGACUCUGGAGCAGAAGGGGCCACUGAGUGAGGACAAAGCCCUGCAAGAGCUGUGGAGCCUGGGCAGAGUCCUCCAGGCCAUCCGCCUUCAGGUGGAGCAGCAUCUGAGCAAAAGCCUGAGCACAGAGGAAUGGAUCCAGAUAGGUUUAAUCAUAGACCGCCUGCUGUUCAUCCUUUACAUCAUCUUCAUAACAGUCAGCUUCAUUACCAUCAUCAUUAUCUGGGUGGUUUCAUACAAUGCAGCCUAA
Oreochromis aureus is the source of this 1536-nucleotide messenger RNA. Its product is annotated as 5-hydroxytryptamine receptor 3C-like. Gene Ontology annotation, molecular function: neurotransmitter receptor activity; extracellular ligand-gated monoatomic ion channel activity; transmembrane signaling receptor activity. The record is from RefSeq and is a predicted model, not a curated record. Gene Ontology annotation, biological process: monoatomic ion transmembrane transport; signal transduction; regulation of membrane potential. Gene Ontology annotation, cellular component: synapse; membrane; neuron projection. Lineage: Eukaryota; Metazoa; Chordata; Actinopteri; Cichliformes; Cichlidae. The coding region runs from base 1 to 1536 and encodes 511 amino acids. The transcript is spliced from 10 exons.